AUGGAACUCAACCGAGAACAUUUUCGCGCCAUAAUUUAUUACAACUCUCAGAGACAAUUAUCGCAACAAGAAUGCCUUGCUGAGUUACUGUCUGUUUUCGGCAACAAAGCGCCACAUCAGGUGGGUGCACCAAAAACGGCAGUCAUCCAGGAAAACGUCGAUGCUGUGCGCAAACUCAUCAUUGAAGAUAGACAUGUGACAAAGACCUCGAUUCAAAAAAUUUUACAUGAAGAAUUAGGAGUAAGAAAAUUAGUUUCUCGUUGGAUACCCCACCUGUUGACUGAAGAGCAGAAAGCAACCAGGGUUAACUGCAUUGUUAGUGGUGAUGAAUCGUGGAUUUACUGUUAUGAAACAGAAAAUAAACGACAGUCGGCUGUCUGGGUGUUCCAAGGUGAAGAAAAGGCAACAAAAGUCAUCCGUUCUCGAAGUGUUUCGAAAAAGAUGGCCGCGACAUUUGUGUCAAAAGCGGGUCAUAUUGCAACAAUUCCUCUUAAUGAGCAAAGAAGUGUUAUUGCGGAUUAUCCCGAUCUAAGUCCUAACAAUUUCUUUACUUUACCGAAAAUUACAAACAGGCUGCGUGGUCAAAGGUUCCAGUCACCAGAAGAAGCAGUUGACGCAUUCAAAAAUGCCGUUUUGGAUCUGCCAGCAAACGAGUGGAAAAAGUGCUUCGAAAAUUGGUUCGAGCGCAUGCAGAUGUGUAUUAAUCUUCCUGGAGAAUACUUCGAAAAACAAUAG
This is a messenger RNA of Acanthoscelides obtectus, 735 nucleotides long. The record is from the annotation of a GenBank genome assembly. NCBI's taxonomy places the organism in Eukaryota, Metazoa, Arthropoda, Insecta, Coleoptera, Chrysomelidae.